GCCGCACAGAUUUCACAGCGUUUGGGCGUGUUUUUUCCGUAUCUGCCUUAGAAAAUCCACAUAUGCGGGUCCAAUUAGUUCAUAAAUAGCAUAUACCGACAAACAGGAAGAACGCCGUCACAGUUCUGCAUUCAAUUAAGAAAAUUGAUUGAAAAACUCUCGUAAUAAAUCAAACUCCACUUCAAAUUCGCAUCUCUCUCUUUGUACGCGUGUGUGUGUGUAUGGACAGCAUUUGUAUUAGUGCGUGAGCAAAUUAUUGUAUAAUCGCCAAAAAAAAUAAAAAUAAUAAAAGCAAGAACGCCAACGCGAGAACCAAAAGCUAUACAAUCAAAAAAAAACUAGCUAAGCUACAAAAUUUAGUAAAGAAAACAAAAAUUAAUGACUCAAAUUUGUGUUGAACUCAGCAAUUACGCCCAAACAACUACAACUACAAACAAAAUAGUCAUUUUGGUGGAACACAAAUUAUUCUUCAUUGGAAGCAGCUAAAUUAUCUUGAUAACAAACAAAGAAAUCUACCAAAAACCACUAAAUAUAUCAAUAUAAAACAUUAAAAACUGGCUGACCUACUGAAUUUUAUAAUUACCACAAAGUCAUUACAAUUAACUACCUACAUAUAAACCAUAAAAAACCUGUUCAGCUUCUGGAAAUCGUGAAGAAAACCAGCUGAUCUACUGGAAAAACAUCUGCAGAGAUAAAUACAAAAAAGUCCGUAGAUGAGCUACUGAAUUCAUCGAUUACCUUAUCCAUAACUCUUGAGCUGAGCUGCUGAAUUCAUCGAUUACCUUAUCCAGAACUCUUAAGCUGAGCUGCUGAAUUCAACGAUUACCCUAUCCAGCAUUCUUGAGUUGAGCUGCUGAAUUCAUCGAUUACCUUAUCCAGCACUCCUUGAGCUGAGCUGCUGAAUUCAUCGAUUACCUUAUCCAGAACUCUUGAGCUGAGCUGCUGAAUUCAUAGAUUACCUUAUCCAGCACUCUUGAGCUGAGCUACUGAACUCAUCGAUUACCCUAUCCAAAACUCAUCAUGCAGGCCAUCAAGUGUGUGGUUGUGGGCGACGGAGCGGUGGGUAAGACCUGCCUGCUGAUCAGCUAUACGACCAACGCCUUCCCCGGCGAGUAUAUACCCACCGUUUUCGACAACUAUUCGGCCAAUGUGAUGGUGGAUGCCAAGCCCAUUAACCUGGGUCUCUGGGAUACGGCGGGUCAGGAGGACUACGAUCGCUUGCGACCUCUGUCCUAUCCCCAGACGGAUGUCUUUCUCAUCUGUUUCUCCCUGGUCAAUCCGGCCUCCUUUGAGAACGUGCGGGCCAAGUGGUUCCCCGAGGUACGUCAUCACUGCCCAAGUGUUCCAAUAAUCCUGGUUGGAACCAAGCUGGAUCUUCGCGAUGACAAGCAGACUAUCGAGAAACUGAAGGACAAGAAACUGACACCCAUCACCUAUCCACAGGGAUUGGCGAUGGCCAAGGAAAUAGCUGCCGUCAAGUAUCUGGAGUGUUCUGCCCUGACCCAAAAGGGUCUGAAGACGGUCUUCGAUGAGGCUAUACGAUCAGUUCUAUGCCCCGUGGUUCGGGGUCCCAAGCGACACAAGUGCGAACUACUGUAAACUUUGAACCCACCAAAAAACAAAAAAAAAAAACCCAGAAGAACAUCAAAAACUGACGGAGAACAAAGCACAAAAUUCUGUGCGAAAUUUUCAUAUUCAUUCGCUUUGUUGGGUCUACAGUUACAGAUAGUGUGCGUGUGUGUGUGUCUUUAGGGUGUGAGUGCGACGGCAUGAGUGUGUGAAUGAGUGAGCGUAUUUUUGUUUUUAUUGUCAGCUUUAUGUGGGGGAGCAGCAGCCACAAAACAACAACAGCAACAGCUAUUUGAAAGGGGGUCAGGGGUUAGUGGGGGUCUCCGGGGGGCAGAUCACGGAUAGAAAGAUAUACAUACACAUAAGCAUAUAAGUAUGAUACUGUGCGUACACUGGAAAAAUCUAUAUUGUGAAUAACUUCUCUUGAAAUGUAAAAAAUAAUGAUUAAUUGGAUGUUUUCUUAUUUCAAUACUGCCACAAGGAAUUGUUUUAAUCUUCUUACAUUUUAAAAUGCAUUGGCUUAAAUUAUAUUAUUAAAAACAAAAGUAAUCAAUUACAUUAACCAUAAAUAAUAAUAUAAAAUAUUUGUUAUGAUAAAAUACCUAAAGAAAAUUCAAUUUUCUAGUGUUGAAGCUUGAGCAGAUUAACUAUAUUACUAAUGAACAAUUUCUUGUUCUUUAUUAUGGCAAAUGUUAUAUGUAACCGCAAAAUGCGUUUUAGAUGAGGAAAAAACCUCUACUAAUUUAGGAUCAUAAAAUAUUAGAAAACUAGGGCUUUAAUAUUGUUUUUCUCGCAUAAAUUGGGUCUCAUGCAAAAGGAACUUGGGCCGGAGAAAUGUAUGACAAAUCAAAUAAAAUUAAUUGUAAAUAAAUCUAGACGAUUUAAAGCCUUCAGCACCCCAAACACAGUCACUAUAACAAAAAACCAGAUAGCUCUUAUCUGCGCGCGGGAGUAAAACCUAGGAAAGGCCCCGCCUAUGGCCAAUAUCUGAACAAUCGAACGGGGAAUCGGGGAGUAUGGCAAACCGACAAAAAAAAUUUCACUUAUAUAUAGUAGUUAGUGUUACGUGUGACUUUGAAUGUGCGUCUGAUCAAUGGUCUUCCCACUCAAUGCAUUUGCCUGGAAUUGAUUUAAUGUAUACUAAAUGCACAAUUAGCCCUACUUUGAUGUUAAAUUAUAUACUGAUAUUUAUAGUUAAUAGAUGCAUACACUUUGCCAAGUUGUUUUUUUAACGAAGAGCGAAAAAUAUAAAAAAACACUAUUUAUAUUAACACAUAAUUUAUCAAUAAAGAGUGUAAUAUUAAUCAAC
This is a messenger RNA of Drosophila subpulchrella, 2878 nucleotides long. It is a transcript of the gene Rac2, whose product is annotated as ras-related protein Rac2. The transcript has a single exon. Gene Ontology annotation, cellular component: cell projection; plasma membrane; cytoplasmic vesicle. Gene Ontology annotation, molecular function: protein kinase binding; GTPase activity; GTP binding. The record is from RefSeq and is a predicted model, not a curated record. The coding region runs from base 1021 to 1599 and encodes 192 amino acids. NCBI's taxonomy places the organism in Eukaryota, Metazoa, Arthropoda, Insecta, Diptera, Drosophilidae. Gene Ontology annotation, biological process: regulation of cell shape; regulation of actin cytoskeleton organization; establishment or maintenance of cell polarity.